Messenger RNA from Cimex lectularius (bed bug), 1002 nucleotides. Its product is annotated as histidine protein methyltransferase 1 homolog. NCBI's taxonomy places the organism in Eukaryota, Metazoa, Arthropoda, Insecta, Hemiptera, Cimicidae. The transcript is spliced from 6 exons. The record is from RefSeq and is a predicted model, not a curated record. Gene Ontology annotation, biological process: peptidyl-histidine methylation, to form tele-methylhistidine. Gene Ontology annotation, molecular function: protein-L-histidine N-tele-methyltransferase activity. Bases 179 to 979 code for a protein of 266 amino acids.
GUUACUGUUAUGGUUAUCCUCGUUUCUGCUCACAAACGUGUCUCAAUCACAAUGUCGUUCUCAUUUCUGUCUGUUUGCGAUUAAAUAUAUCGACUUUUCUACGUUUUAAGCAAUAUAUCAAUAAAAAUAAAGUAAUUAAUUUUUAUUCGACAUAUAAUUGGACGAAAAUAGAAAAAGUAUGUUUCGAUUUGGUUUCAACUCGGGUGCUCACAUCCAAGAAACAACUGCCUGUUUGCCAGCAAAGGAAAUUAUGUUUUGCUCGAAAGAGCUUGAAAAGUUGCAAUCUAGCCUUGCCACCGAAGAGAUAAAAGUAGGAGAUCAUUCCAUAUGUUUUUUACCUUCCUCAUUAGUAUUAAAUAACAUAGUUUCUGAUUCCGAUAGAGAUGAGUCUAUUGUUCAGGCGGAGACAAACCAUUCUGACCUCACGUCUGGCAGUUAUGAGGGUGGCCUUAAAGUUUGGGAAUGCACUUAUGAUUUGUCAGAGUUUAUGCUUGGACUAGGAUCAUUCCUAACUGGAAAGUGCGUUCUCGAUCUGGGCUGUGGAUCUGGAAUUUUAGGCAUUACUGCCUAUAAAUUGGGUGCAGGAACAGUCCAUUUCCAAGACUAUAAUGAAGGCGUUGUAAAACAUUUUACAAUACCCAAUGUGUAUUUGAACGAUCCAGACCAUUUGGAAAGUUCUAACUUUUGGGCUGGUGAUUGGGUGAGCUUCAGUGAUACGCAGGGAAAAUAUGAUGUGAUACUGAGUUCUGAAACGAUAUACAAUCCGGCGAAUCACGGCAAACUGCACGACCUGUUCAAAAAGAAACUGAAACCUGAUGGGACUAUUUUUCUCGCUGGCAAAGCAUAUUAUUUUGGAGUUGGUGGGAGCAUGAGCCAGUUUCAACAAGUCAUGGAUAAUGAGAAUUUGUUCUCCCAUCAUAAAGUUUGGUCUUCAGAUAGUGGUGUGAAACGAGAAAUCUUAGAAAUAAAGUAUAAGUAAUAAAUUUAAAGCUUGUAAAUAGA